Oncorhynchus mykiss (rainbow trout) is the source of this 3090-nucleotide messenger RNA. Its product is annotated as SUMO-activating enzyme subunit 2. Gene Ontology annotation, molecular function: SUMO activating enzyme activity. NCBI's taxonomy places the organism in Eukaryota, Metazoa, Chordata, Actinopteri, Salmoniformes, Salmonidae. Gene Ontology annotation, biological process: protein sumoylation. Gene Ontology annotation, cellular component: SUMO activating enzyme complex; cytoplasm. The record is from RefSeq and is a predicted model, not a curated record.
AACCGUCAUAUAAAAUCCACAAAAGAAGAAGCUACUAUCUCGUCCUCUACAGUUUAUAUCUUGAAGCGGUCAACAAUGGUAACGUUACAACUAGUGGGGUCUCUCCGAAAAGAGCUCGCUGACUCCUUAUCCACUUGCCGGGUGCUGGUGGUCGGAGCUGGAGGAAUUGGCUGUGAGCUCUUGAAAAAUGUUGUUCUCACCGGUUUCAAAAAUAUAGAAGUGAUUGAUCUGGACAUUAUUGAUGUGAGCAACCUGAACAGACAGUUCCUGUUCCAGAAGAAACAUGUGGGAAAGUCCAAGGCUCAGGUGGCCAAAGAGACUGUGCUGCAAUUCUGUCCUACUGCCAAUAUCACGGCCUACCAUGACAGCAUCAUGAAUCCAGAUUACAAUGUGGAAUUCUUCAGGAACUUCAUGCUUGUAAUGAAUGCCUUGGACAAUCGAGUGGCUCGUAACCAUGUGAACAGGAUGUGUCUUGCAGCUGACAUUCCCCUUAUUGAGAGUGGCACAGCUGGCUACCUUGGGCAGGUGACCGUUAUUAAGAAGGGUCUUACUGAGUGCUAUGAGUGCCAGCCCAAACCCACACAGAAAACAUUCCCUGGCUGCACCAUUCGCAACACCCCAUCUGAGCCCAUACAUUGCAUUGUGUGGGCCAAGUACCUUUUCAACCAGCUUUUUGGAGAGGAAGAUGCAGAUCAAGAGGUGUCCCCUGACACAGCUGACCCAGAGCUUUCAUGGAACCCUGCAGACACUGAAGCCCGAGCCACAGCAUCUGACCAGGAUGGAGACAUCAAACGUGUGUCCACUAAGGACUGGGCACGUUCCACUGGCUACGACCCAGUCAAACUCUUCAAUAAGCUUUUUAAAGAUGACAUCCAGUACCUCCUGACCAUGGACAAGCUGUGGAAGAAGAGGAAAGCCCCACUGCCUCUGGAUUGGCUUGAGCAUCAGAAACUUACGUGUCCCCAGGGGGUGACUGGGACGGGAUUGAAGGACCAGCAGGUGUUGGGUGUGGCAGGCUACUGCCAGCUCUUCUCCCGCAGUGUGGAAACCCUGCACUUCAUGCUGGUUGACAAAGGGGAUGGAGCAGAGCUUGUGUGGGACAAGGAUGACCCUCCAGCGAUGGACUUUGUGACAGCAGCCGCCAACCUGCGCAUGUAUAUUUUCAGCAUGAAUAUGAAGAGCCGUUUUGACAUCAAGUCCAUGGCAGGGAACAUCAUCCCAGCGAUUGCCACAACCAAUGCAGUCAUUGCUGGCCUCAUAGUGCUGGAGGCACUGAAGAUUCUUUCGGGAGAUGUGAAGCAGUGUCGCACGAUCUUCCUGAACAAGCAGCCCAACCCCAGGAAAAAGUUGCUGGUUCCGUGUGCUUUGGACCCACCCAGUGCCAACUGUUAUGUGUGCGCCAGCAAGCCAGAAGUCACAGUCAAACUGAAUGUGCACAAAACUCUUGUGCUGGCCCUACAAGACAAGAUAUUAAAGGAGAAGUUUGGGAUGGUGGCGCCAGAUGUGCAGAUCGAGGAUGGGAAAGGGACAAUCCUUAUCUCCUCUGAGGAGGGUGAAACCGAAGCAAACAACUGCAAGUUCCUGUCUGACUUUGCGAUUCGAAAUGGCAGCCGUCUGCAAGUGGAUGACUUUCUGCAGGAUUACACACUCCUGGUUAAUGUGAUUCACUGUGAAAACUUGGAGAAGGAUGUGGAAUUUGAGGUGGUGGGUGAUGCACCUGACAAGGCCCCAACCAGGUCACAAGAAGAGGGAAAGAACGUUGCCAAUGGCAACAAAGAUUCUUCAGAACCGUCCACCUCUUCCGAAGCUCCUGCUGAACAGAAUGACAUUCUGCUAGUUGAUUCAGACGAGGAGGCGCCGUCCUCCAGCACUAUGGCUGUCAGCAUGGAGUCAGGAGGCCACAAGAGGAAGCUCCAUGAUGCUGAGACAGGCGAGGCCUCAGCUAAGCGCCAACACCUGAGUCAACCCUCAGCUGAUGAUGAUAAUGACAUCAUUGCGCUGGACUAGCAUGUCUCUCAACCCCCACCCCCCCCCUGUUAGAAGAAGGGAACUAUUUUCAUGCGCCAUUCCUCUUACCAAACAUUUGUAAAUAAUUAUGUACAAAACUUACGUUUUCUGGUUAUUUGGGGUCAACAGAGUACUGUUUACAGUGGACAUUUUGAUACAUUGCAUCUAUUUGUGAUAAAAUAUUUAAGAUUUUUUUAAAAUAAUAAUGUAUUUGUUUUGUCACAAGUCGGGUGUGUUAUUUUGGGGAGAUUGAAAGAAACAUUUUAAAAGGUGCUACAGCUAGAAUUUCUCCCCUAUGUGGAAGCAGGUGAAUUGCAACUGCAAUAGGCAUUCAAAGCAAAUCUCCCCCUCCCAUUCAUCCCAUUUCCCCGUAGAAUUAGUAACGUGCUUUUUAUUUUUUUCACCUUUAUUUAACAAGGUAGGCUAGUUGAGGACAAGUUCUCAUUUACAACUGCAACCUGGCCAAGAUAAAGCAAAGCAGUUUGACACCUACAACAACAGUUACAAAUGGAAUCAACAAACAUACACAGUGUGUGCAAAUAAGGGAGGUAAGGCAAUAAAUAGGCCAUGUUGGCAAAGUAAUUACAAUAUAGCAAUUAAACACUGGAGUGAUAGAUGUGCAAGUAGAGAUACUGGGGUACAAAGGAGCAAGAUAAAUAAAUACGGUUUGGCGAUGAGGUAGUUGGCUGGGCUAUUUACAGGUGCAGUGAGCUGGUAAGAGAUAUGAGUCUCCAGCUUCAUCUUUUUUUUUUUCUUCUUUCUUUCAGUUCUAUUACAAUAUAUAUAUUUUUGGAUGGUACAAUGCUUCCCAACACUAUUCUGUUUUCUCACAUAAACUGAAAUUGAGCGAACCAUGUAGAAUAUUUGCAAAUAGGAAAAGUGAUUUCUACAUUGGCCAAUUGACCCAUCCUAGAUAACACAGCCAAAGUCAAAUUAGCUUUCCCAUUCUGACAACAGAUACUGCUCUGGUGGGAGAAAUCAAUAGGCGAAUAUCACUGCCAAUCACAACACUGGCAAGUAAGUAAUAUUGUGAAACACUAUCAUUCCACUAUUACUGCAGAUAGUUAGUCGGAAGUUUACAUA